CACAUUACGGUAAAACAUGGGCGCUGCAUCCAUGAGCUGCCAGUGAAGCUUGUUAGGAUAACUCUGUAUUUCUCUGGUCUGUGUUACACCAGCAAUCACAAUGAUAACUCCUGCGUUUGACCUGAGCCAAGAUCCAGAGUACCUGAUCCUCUGCAUCCGAGUUCCCUACACCAGAACAUCAGAGUUUGACUUGUUCAUUGAUGGCACAGAUUUCAAGUUCUACGCCAAGCCCUACUUUCUCAGUUUUGCUGCAGGUCUGUUCACCGUCUGGGUCCCUAAGGAAACGACUGGAGAACACUUUGAAGGACUUCAGAUGCUGACCAGCCUCCUCGCUCCGAAAGGCGCCCGCUCAGCAAAACCACUGAUAGAGGACGUGAGCACAGGAUGCAGUGAAGGCGCUGGAGAUGCUGAUGAGGAUGAAGAUGAGGAAGAGUUUGACUGGCAGGUGGAGCAGGAGGAGUACAAGGAGAGCUCUGAGGAGGAGCUGGGGGCGCUGCAGAAAUAUGGCUUCGGCAAUCAGAGGUCUGGAGUGUUUGCACGAUUACAGGAGGAACUGACCGACGUGAUUGAUGUGAAGAACCCAGAAGGGGCGACGGCAGCAGAGAGGAGGCGCGGGCGGCAGGAAGUUGAGGCGUCUGAUUUUUCUCCUGACCAUUACCUGGCUGAUUUGUUUGAGGAUGAGGAGAUAAAAAGGCUGCUGAAGUUUAGUCCAUGGUGGGCAAAGCUGAGUCCUACAGAGCAGCAGCAGGAGGCUGCUGUAUCAUUCACCGACGGCGAGAAGGAGCAGCUGAGGAAAUUCACAAACCGUUCCUACCUGCUGGACAAGGCGUCCCGUAACCAAGUGUGGCUGAGCCUCGUGGACAUCCUGCUGACAUAUUCCUAUGAAGUGCGCUCUACAGAGGGAGAGCACAACGUAGAGUCACCGUGGACGAUCAGAAAACUCAGCGGGACUCUCUGCUGGCUGGAGACGUACAGCUCCCUGCAGGACGUCCUGGUGUCCUUUGGACGGAGGGUGCUGUGCUACCCGCUCUACAGACACUUUUCCAUGGUGUCUGCGGCCGUUCGUGACACGACUAAGAUUUUGCAGUCAGGUAACUCUGCAACCCUGCCUGUCACCUUUAAAUGUCUGGAGGAAAACAACAAAAUUGACAAGAGAAUCACCCGCUUCGUGCUGCCGGUGGGAGCCACGAUCAAUAUGGAUGGAACGGCGCUUUAUGAGGCGCUGGCAGCCAUCUUUAUAGCCCAGGUCAACAACGUGGAGAUGAACUUUGGUCAGAUCCUCACCAUCAGGCAGCCGCCGCACCGCAGCUGCCUGCACAAUCGCUGGAGGACUGUGCUGUCACUCAAAAACUGA
This is a messenger RNA of Notothenia coriiceps (black rockcod), 1354 nucleotides long. Its product is annotated as protein SHQ1 homolog. The record is from RefSeq and is a predicted model, not a curated record. The transcript is spliced from 11 exons. The coding region runs from base 101 to 1354 and encodes 417 amino acids. Gene Ontology annotation, molecular function: symporter activity. Gene Ontology annotation, biological process: box H/ACA snoRNP assembly. NCBI's taxonomy places the organism in Eukaryota, Metazoa, Chordata, Actinopteri, Perciformes, Nototheniidae. Gene Ontology annotation, cellular component: nucleoplasm; membrane; cytoplasm.